Molecule: messenger RNA, 1689 nt
Organism: Cetraspora pellucida
Lineage: Eukaryota; Fungi; Glomeromycota; Glomeromycetes; Diversisporales; Gigasporaceae
Source: the annotation of a GenBank genome assembly
AUGACGAUUCGUAGUAUUAUGACAUUUCUUAGUUUUAUUUAUAGAAGUGAACCUAAAAAAACUUCUAUUACGGAUCACUCUAUUACGAAUCACUCUUUUAUGGAACCUACAGAAUUUUUUGUAUCAGAUAACAGCUACUGCGACUUUACUUGUUUGUAUCCGUCGACCAAAUCAUUUCAAAAAAUUUCAAAAACCAAGUCAGUUUAUUCACAUUGUAAAAGUUAUUUUCAUUAUCUUUCUAAAUACAAAUUUACGGACCUAACAAUUGAAGUAGGCGAAAAGCCUAAUAUUGAAAGAUUUAAUGCGCAUACAGAAAUUCUCUCUAAUAGUACACCUUAUUUUAAAUGUGCUUUGUCACCAUCUUGGGCCAAAUUUGAAAAUGGUAAAAUGAUCUUUAAAAAGCCUAAUAUUGCACCGAAGGUGUUUCUCAUUGUAUUAAAUGGUAAAGUACUUUGGAAACAACAUGCCGAAAAAGAUAUAUUUGACUUUUUGGUGGCCACUGAAGAACUAUUAAUUGAUGACAUUUUGGAUGAAGGUCAAUGUCAUCUUAUUGAAGAAAGAUAUAAGUGGAUAUUAUGUAAUUUGAGUUUGGUUACUUUUACUAGCUUUAGAUAUAAUUCAUUUGAAAUAUUUCAAGAUUAUUGCAUAGAGAAGAUUUGUGAAAAUCCAAGAUUACUCUUCAGAUCAAUUUAUUUUUUAAAACUUGAUGGUAGUUUUUGGACAAAAUUUUUAAACCAAGAUAAAAUUCAAAUGGAAGAAUUUGAAAUUUGGCACAAUUUAAUUUUAUGGGGAAUUGGACAAAUUUCAGAAACAAAUCGGUAUUUUUUUAGUUUUUCUAAAAAGAAAUUAACUAAUUUAAAAAACAUAUUGCUUAGUUAUAUUCCAUUAAUUAGGUUUACUGAAUUUUCUGUUAAUCAAUUUUAUACUUUUGUUUGGCCUUUUAGAGAUAUAAUUGAUAUAAAUUUAAGAAAUGAAAUUACAGAUUUUCAAAAUAAUUUAAAAUUCCAACUUAAAAUGCUUUUAGAACCAAGGCAACCAAAGUUACGCUUCUUUAAAUCCAAAAUUAUUACACCACUACAAGAAAUUCAAAUUAUUCACAAAAUUCCAAAAAUUAAACAAUUAACAUUAGCUAAAAUUUAUUGUGAACUUAAUUUACUUUUACGAGGCACUCGUGAUGGAUUCACAUCAAAAGAAUUUCAUAACCUUUGUGACAAUAAAGGACCAACAAUUGUAAUUAUGAAAGUUAGAACUUCGGGUGAAAUAAUUGGUGGAUACAAUCCUGUAUGCUGGGGAUAUCAAUUAAAUCCGAAAAGCUUGUUUUAUGUUAAUUCUAAAAGAAAAUAUAUUUUCACUAAUGAAUCCUUUAUAUUUUCUUUUGGCCCUCGCAAAAAUUGUCGGAAUAUCAAGUUUAGUUCGGUUAAAAAAAAUCAUCCAGCAAUCAAAGAUGACCCACAAUUAGGUCCCUGCUUUGGUAAACAGGAUAUUCAUAUGACUGACAAUUUCGAUAAGCACGAAAGUUGCACCUCCCAAUCUUCAAGUUUCAAUAAUAUUAUGACAGAAAAAAGGUUUUCUGUUAUUGAAUAUGAAGUUUUUCAAGUUGUAUAUAAAAAAAGCAAUGAAAAUAGAUGGAUUUCAUUUAUGAAUCCUAAAUACUUCAAAAAUGAUAAGUAUAUUGGACCGGUUUACUAA